AUGACGACGAGAAAGACUUUUAACGACGACGACGAGAACAACCGGAAAGAGGAGAACUGUUAUUACGAGAAGGAGGAAAAAGAAGAGGCGGAGGAAAAAGAAGAGGCGGAGGAAAAAGAAGAGGCGGAGGAGAAGAAGACAACAGAGAAGGUGUUGUUAUUACUGUUGUUCGAGAGAGAGAUUGAGAAACAUUCGGCGCGAGCGAAAGCGCUCAAAGAGACGGUGGAGGAGGAGACGCGUCGAAACGACGCGAUGGAGAAGAACGUGCGCGAACGAGAGGAACGCGCGAGAAGAGAGAAAAGAGCGAUGGAGAAAAGAGCGAAGAAGAAGAAGAAGAAGGUUGGAGGAGUUUUCUCUUCUUCUUCGGUUAAAGAGACAGAGGAGAACGCGAGGAGAGACGAAGAUAUUCGAGAGUUGAUCAAAAUUCGAUUGAAGAGUUGCGAGUUUGAGUUGCGGUGCGAACGCUCGAGACUCUUUGGAGAGGUGAAGGACGUGUUUGAGUUGGAAAGCGGAGGAGAGAGGAAGGUGCGUGGAAGGAAUGACAGCAUUAGCAGUUACGGAAAGUUUUUACCGGAUGUGGACGCGUUCGCGUACUCUUCGAAACAAUCGACUCAGAACAACAACAACAACAACAACGACAACAACAAAGAUUUGGACGCGUUCAUCGAAGUGCUUUUCAAUAGUAGUAACAAGAAAAGCGACGACAAAAUUGAAAACGAAAACGAAAUUGCCGCGACGCUUUCGAUGAUGAACAGAUUCGUCACGCUUUUAGGUAAAUAUAGCUUCUGCCCGUCGCUCCAUCGAUCGACGCCGGGCGUGACGAACGCGACGGAGAUAUGGAAGCCGUUAGAUUCAACGACAACGUCUUCGAGCAGGAAUUUCGAGCGAGGCGGGAAGGAAUCUUUCGACGACGACGACGACGAUUACGCGCGCGACGAAGCCGUGAAAGUGGAUGAGUUUUUUAGGAAAACUUUUGGAAACGAAGACGUGGUUUUGUACGGUGACAUCGCCUCGCCCGAGUGCGAGAUAUUACCGCUGUAUUACGCUCGAGCCGCUCCAAAAAGAAGCGGUGGCGUCGGCGGCGAGGAGGAAGAAGAUGCGCGAGCGCAAAAGAAACGCCUUCUCCGCGCCGUGCGUUUGCUACAGAAAUCGUGCGAAAUAGUCACCGCGCACUUUGCCGCGGAAGUUACCGAACUCGUAACGAGCGAUAUCUUCGAUGACGAUGAAAAUCAGUAUCACUUCACUCGUCGCUUGAUGAAAGAAUUAAAUGGAAAUACAAACAACGCCACUCGUGGCGGUCCGUUUUGUUCAUUACUGGUAGCGUUUGAAGCGCUCGUUGAAAUCGCGGAAAGGAAACGUUUGCAGGAUUUAUACUACCGCUCGAGCGCAUCUUCUUCGUCGUCUUCGAUGUCGUGCGAAGAGCUUUUCUCGUCCGAGGACGACGACGACGACAACAACAAAGAAGGUUUCGAACCGGUUGUCGUGAUAUCGUCCUCAUUACGAAACAUCGACAACACGGCAAAGUCCAAAGCGACGAUGACGACGAAAAAGAAGAACAGAAAGAGCAGCCGCAAGAGACAACUCGCGGAAAAAAGUAAAUCGAUGAUAAAAAGCGUCUGGAGCUUCGUCGCCGAACCGACGAAGAAAUUCGAGAAGAAUUUGAAAUUGACGCGAGUACCGGAAAACAACGACGACAACGACGAAAUAUCGAAAGUCAACCGCCCUCAUCGCAACGCUGAAAACGAAGACGAAGAUUGGGACGUCGUGGAUGUACCACACACGCUCAUCCGGAAAACGCCCUCCAGCAAUAGCGGGGUUUCCAAAACGAAGAACAUUCGUUUACCGCCACCGCCGUGUGAGGAAGAAAAUCUAAACCAUUACGUGCGAGCGAUGUUUACGGAUAAGCAAUAG
Molecule: messenger RNA, 1911 nt
Organism: Bathycoccus prasinos
Lineage: Eukaryota; Viridiplantae; Chlorophyta; Mamiellophyceae; Mamiellales; Bathycoccaceae
Exons: 1
Coding region: 1-1911 (636 amino acids)
Source: RefSeq, a predicted model, not a curated record